UUCCCGAUAUUUCGUCAUAUGACGUAUGACGCAUUCUUCAGUAAUCUAACAUUCGGCAACGGCAAUUGAAACUGAUAUUUUAUUAAUGUUAGUCUGGUAUCCAUAGUGUUAAAGUGUAAACUCAUUGUAUUUUCGCUUAUAAUCAAUCGUUUAACACCAAAAGAUGGCCGCUCCACCGAUCUAUAAUCCAAUAGUGCCAUGUGUGCACCCUAUUCCUGGGGGUAUGUUCCCCGGCAGAAUGAUCCGUCUGCAAGGCAGUGUUCCCCCUGGCGCACAGAGGUUUGCUAUCAACCUCCAAUGUGGUCCCAACACGGAUCCUCGUGAUGAUAUAGCACUCCAUCUAAACUUCCGCUUCAUAGAGAUGUGUGUGGUUCGUAACCAUCUCACUGCUAUGAACUGGGGAGUUGAGGAUACAGCUGGAGGCAUGCCGCUGGUCAGGGGAGAGGCGUUUGAAGCUCUGGUGUUGUGUGAGCCGCAGUCUAUUAAGAUAGCACUGAAUGGUGUUCACUUCUGUGAGUUCCCGCAUCGUCUGCCCUACCAGCGCAUCUCCCACAUGACUGUGGACGGUGAUGUUAUGCUUCAGUUUAUCGGCUUCGAGGGAGCGCAGGCGCCGCCAUCGCAAGUAUUCAUGUCGGAACCCCCAGCAUACGGGGCCUACGGUGCUCCGCCCCCCGUGUACGGAGCCCCCGGAUACGGCGCUCCUCAAGGAUUCCAGUCAGCUGGUGGGUAUGAGACGACAUACGUUCAAGGUCAGCCGCAGCGGACAGGGCUGGGCACGGGCGCGGCGGUGGGGCUGGGUGUAGGUGCGUUGGCUGCAGGAGGGUUGGCGGGUUAUGCCCUUGGCGGUGGCUUCAGCAGCAAUGAUUCGCCGAGGGAAGAGGUGCAUGUUUCAUCAUUCUCAGAAAAUGUCGAUUUCGGUGGCGACGACUGGAUCGAAUAAGCUAAAGUAUAAGAAUAUAAUGACCUAACACACCUACAUAUAAAAUACACAAGCAAACUAAACAUGUCCAGAAUUAUAUGUUUAAAUAACAUAUGACGGAAACUUUCUGAUUAAUAAUAACAUUUUUAUACUAAACGCAUUUAAAUUUAACUAUGUGAAAAAAAAAUUACAAUUAUAUCGAUUUUCUUAUUUUGGCGAUCAUAAAUCGAUACAUCGAAUAAGUUUGUAACAUGCACAUCACUAUACUUUGUAUUACAAAAUGGCGAUUGUUAAUCAGCUGAUUGAGUUAUUAAUUAAAAAAUAUAAAAUAAUUAAGAAACAAUAUCGCUUGGAAUGAGUAAAUUGCAAAACGCGCCUAUAUCCUUGCGUAUGAUUAUUCCAAAAGCUAAUUUGAAAAAAGUCUUGAUGUUAAAUAAAACUAUUUGAAUUAGAUUGAUUUGAAGAAAAAUUUGUUAAAUCUAUGAAUUGUUAAUGAGUAAAAACAAUAUUUCUUGUUACGCGUAUUCUUCUAGCUUAUUUACAUACUAAUUUCACAACGUAGUUAUAUGUUUUUAUUAGUUUUAUACUAUAGUCGUAGACUUAUAUCUCUAGACGGAGUUUUCAGAGUACAAAAAUGUUAGCAAGACAACCGGAGGCAUUUUUGUGGUAAAUUUCACCAGUGUUGUCAUUUAUAUUAUAAUAUUUACAUAAGAAGUAAAUCGAAUAGAACCUCUUUGAUAAAAAAUUAUACUAAUUAAUAAUUUU
Messenger RNA from Papilio xuthus (Asian swallowtail), 1684 nucleotides. RefSeq names its product galectin-5. The transcript has 8 exons. Bases 164 to 940 code for a protein of 258 amino acids. Gene Ontology annotation, molecular function: galactoside binding; carbohydrate binding. NCBI's taxonomy places the organism in Eukaryota, Metazoa, Arthropoda, Insecta, Lepidoptera, Papilionidae. The record is from RefSeq and is a predicted model, not a curated record.